Molecule: messenger RNA, 3084 nt
Organism: Pseudozyma hubeiensis SY62
Lineage: Eukaryota; Fungi; Basidiomycota; Ustilaginomycetes; Ustilaginales; Ustilaginaceae
Product: flavin-binding monooxygenase-like
Exons: 2
Coding region: 1-3084 (1027 amino acids)
Molecular function (GO): N,N-dimethylaniline monooxygenase activity; flavin adenine dinucleotide binding; NADP binding
Source: RefSeq, a predicted model, not a curated record
AUGAAAGUCGCCAUCAUCGGCGCUGGUCCGAGUGCGCUCGUCACCGCCAAGACGUUGCUAGAAGCCGCAGAUGCCGAUCCAGACUUCCAGCCGGUCAUCACCCUGUUUGAAGCGGAAUCCGACAUUGGCGGCACCUUCCGCUACCGAUCUUAUUCCAAUGCAACGCUCGUCUCUUCAAAGCAGCUCACAUCCUUCUCCGACUUCCGUCUGCCUCUCGAACACAAAGAUCAUCUCACGCUUGACGAAUACGUCCAGUACCUCGAAGACUACACAACCCACUUCAAACUACGGGAACGAUGCCACUUUCGAAUGAGGACAAAGGUCAUCAAGUCGGUCAAAGUCGAGGGAGGUCAUCUUCUGCGCUACCGCUCUCUGUAUGGCGACGACAAAGACGCGGCCGAUCGCUCCGAGGUCUUCACUCAUCUGUGUGUGUGCUCUGGUCUUCACGUCACGCCGGCGUUGCCCAACAUUCCUGGUCUACCUCCCACCAUCGAUGGCGACCAGGUCGUUACAGAACGCAUGGGAUCGGCCGAGACUACCGCCUCUCGCAUCACUGAGCCGGUCGAGCACGCCACCACCGCAUCAGAGAUCAUCACGCUUCACUCGUCCCAGUACAAGGACCGUUCUCUGUAUCGGGGUAAGCGUGUCAUGGUAUUGGGCACGGGCGAGACUGGCAUGGACAUGGCCUACGAGGCGGUCAAGGCCGGCGCAAAAGAAGUCAUCCUCUGCACAAGAUCGGGCUUUCUGCUCUUCCCCGCGGUGCUGGCUGACUUUGUAGUCUUUGGCAACGUCUUUGACGGCAACCUGCCCAUCGACGGUCUCAUCACCAACCUCUUCGAGACGGCCUACGUUCACCCCUGGGUCGCCGCAGCGCACCUUCGUUGGUUCGUCUCUGACUUUGUCAUCAAGCGUCUCCUCUGGUGUCUGACGGGUACUCAAGCUGGCUGCAAUCAGUGGGUCGGCGAGCUGGAACCGCAUCGACUCGGUAGGGCUUAUACUUUCCUUAACAAGAGCAGCAAAGCCAUGCCGUACAUCAAUCGUGGUUGGAAGAGCCGCAACCGCUUUCUGGAGCGCAUCACCAGCUACCUCGAUCCGCCCACAGUCAAACCCGACGAGGUCUCGGUCGAUCUGGCUCCUUUCCCGGCGCGUGUCAGUGAGGAUGGCACCGUCGAGUUCGUUCGCAAUGGACGUAAAGAGGACCUUCGCAUGCGAAAUCGCACCGUCAAGCCUGACGUGGUGGUCUAUGCGACAGGUUACACGCAGCAAUUCGACUUCUUGUCGAAAGAGUACCCCGUGCCUGCCACUGUCCGUUGCAGAGACGUCUUCGACCCGGAGGAUCCGAGCGUAGCCUUCAUCGGCUUUGUGCGUCCCGGUGUAGGCGCCAUCCCUCCCAUCGCCGAGAUGCAAGCGCAACUUUGGACGCUGAUCUUGCGCGAUCGUAUCCCGGCACCGCUGUCGACCCCGCACUACUACCUGUUGGUCAAGGAGAAUGCGAGGAUCAAGUACGGCGUCGACUAUUCUUCCUACGUCUCGACGCUGGCGCGCGACAUGGGUACCGCUCCGCCUCUCGGCCAGCUGUUGUGGACGUACGGUCUCAAGGUGACGCUCAUCUACUGCUUCGGAGCUUCCUUCCCGACUUUCUACCGUCUGCUCGGUCCGUACCGACACCCGGACGCCAAACGCAUCGUCGAGACCGAGAUCUACGAUACCAUCCGUCGACGAGGUGUUGUUGGCAAUCUCAUGAUGGGUCUUAUACCCAUGAUAUUCUACGCCUGGAUCAACCUCACUGCAUGGAUCCUCGAGAGAGUGUUCAACGCGGUGACUUUGCUCACUCAACCAUUGUCGAGAAGUAAGGGGGGCAUGGCAAGCGUACAGGAGAAACAGACAUGGUCGAAAGCGCGUCGAUUCCAGAGCGAUUUCGAGCCGCUUUCGACGAGUUCAGCCGUGGGCACGGUCAAGGUUCCCGGCGAAAAAGUGAAGGCAGGGCAAACACCGUCGAACAGGGGGGGCCGGAUGUUGCGGCUGUUCGCACUUUUCUCUGCCGUGUUGGCAGUGGCGGGGACCGGGGUCGAGGCGAAUACGGAGAUACGGAACUUUGGACCGGUGCUUUGCCGUGCUGACGAAUAUGGUCAUCUGGCUGCUAGGGCUGCUGAUCAGCUGUCGUCUACUUGGCCGGUUCUACGACCAUCGACUACCCCAUCGAUCUUCAGCCUUGUACCAACCUCGCACUCUGACUCGGCCUCACCACUCGACGACUCCAAAAUCGGUGCAUGGCUAGUGCUCGAUGUCUCGAACAACGGCACAUUCACGCUCCCCACGCCGCGUGAAGCGAAACUCUACACGGACUUGAAUCCACGCGAUCGCUGGAUUCGGCAGAGCAUCGAUUCGUUCGCGUGGAUGCUGAGCAAACGUUUCACGGUGAGGAGCAGUGUCGCGGCGAACUUGGCGCUCGAGGUCGAGUUGGAGGUGAUGGGUGCAGAAGAGGUUUUGGCGAAAGGUGGGGUUGAGUGGAAGGCGGAACUGGUGGAAACCGAGGUAGUGAAGGAUGAUAAUGGCAAGAGGACGAUGGAGGUACCGAAUUAUGGGGUGGUGAGUUCGGUGGUGCCGAGAGAGACGCGUGGAGGAGGCAGAAGGGAAGAGGAUAGGGUGGUGUUCUCGCAGUCGGCGAGAGAGACCCCAGCGGAGGUGCUGGCGAGCGACACGAUCGAUUGGAACAAGGAUGCAGACAGUGCGGUCAGGUUUCCUUGUGCCAAGCUGUAUCUGCAUCUCGUGGUAAGAUCGACAGGUGUAGCCAUUCCACCGGCGAAGGGUGGCAAUGGGUCGAGAUGGAGUCGGCUCUUUCAGUUGGCAGAGAGCGCUUUUGGCGGUCUAGCGGCGGAAAGUGUCGAGGGAGAGAUGUCAGUCCCGAUCCAUCUGACGCUGGAAAGGCUGUAUGCGGGAGGUGUACCAGCAACAGCGCUCGGCAUGGGAUGGCUCGCAGCAGUGAUGGUGUUCAUCGGGUGGUUCGUGUUGCGUCCGGCAUUGGACGGGACGAUUCCACAAGCCAGAUCUCAAGUGCAUAGCAAGGACGGCAAAGACCAAUGA